AUGGCCACCCACGCCAGUGAUCCGGCGAAGGACUCGGAGUCCAGAGUCGCCGAAAUCAUUGCGAUUCUGACGGUGGCAAGCGUGUUAUCGACUUUGACCGUUGGCCUCCGCUGCUAUUGCCGGGCCUUCAUGCUCCGAAGCUUUGGGUGGGACGAUGGGGUGCUCCUCCCGGCGCAGGUCUUGACAUUAGGCUCAGCCCUGGCCAUUGGCCUCGAAACAAAAUAUGGCCUCGGUCGACACUACUGGGUGAUGCCCGAUGAGGAUCAUAUCCCCUAUAUGAAGUCGUUUUACAGUUCAAUCAUCAUUUACAAUGUUGCUGUCUGCAUGACCAAAAUCUCCAUCCUCCUCCAGUACCGACGCAUAUUCAACAACACGAUGCUUCACAAAAUCAUCCUCUUCGGCCUUGGCUUCCUCAUAUGCUGGGGCAUUACGCUCUGCUUCCUUCUGCCCCUGGUCUGCGUGCCGACAGCCGCCUUUUGGGACAAGAGUGUUGAUGGGCACUGCCUUGACAACCAAACCAUCUGGUACAUCAUGGCCGGUGUCAACGUGGUCACGGAUUUCGCCCUGUUCACCAUGCCAAUCCCGGUCAUCAGCUCGCUGCAUCUGCCGAAACGACAAAAGGCUCUGCUGUUGAUCGUCUUUACCCUGGGUAUUUUCCCCUGCGCCGUGUCCAUCUACCGUAUCCGGACCCUCCACGCAGCCGCGAGCUCCGAAGAUCCCACCUGGGAAAACAUUGACGCAGCCACCUUCUCCUUCCUCGAGCUCACCGUGGGCGUCAUUGCCAUCUGCCUCCCAACGCUACGCCCCGUCCUCAUGGCCGCCAUGCCGCGCAUCUUCGGGUCCAUCCUGCGCUCAGCCAGCGGGGGGCACGCGGGCUACAACAACCACAACGGACCCUAUGGCGCUGGCACGGGCGGUCGAGGAGGAACAACCGGCGGACAAGGGGGGACGGUGCUCACCGGCCGCGGGACCAUCACUGGCACCACCACCAAAGGAGGAGGCUCACUGGCAGGCUCGGGCGGCGGCGGGACGCUGACGCGCAAAAAGAGCCUGCUGCACCGUGACGGGUCGUCGGAUAGCACCGAGGGCCUGCAUCUGCCGCCCUACCGCCCUCGCAGUGGCACGCCUUCCAUCGGCCGCGGCGAUGAACAGUUGUCGGAUAUUGAGUUUGGGGAUUUGGAGAGCGCUAGCGGUGGCCUCAGCCAAGAGCAUGACCAUCCCAUCCACCACGGGCAUGGCAGGGGCAAGUACAGCGUGAGUGUUGUUGCGGAUGGGGGUGGGUGGGAGCGUGAUCGGGUGGAGAAACAGCGGCAGCGGCAGCAAAAUCAGGAGAACGACCAGCAGGGGAUCAAGACGACGAUCACUGUGUCGCAAAAGGUUACGUUUGCUAAGGAUGAGGUGGGGGAUCAGGGUGGUGGUGGUGGUGGCAAGAGUUGA
Messenger RNA from Canariomyces notabilis, 1437 nucleotides. RefSeq lists its product as uncharacterized. NCBI's taxonomy places the organism in Eukaryota, Fungi, Ascomycota, Sordariomycetes, Sordariales, Chaetomiaceae. The record is from RefSeq and is a predicted model, not a curated record. The transcript has 5 exons. The coding region runs from base 1 to 1437 and encodes 478 amino acids.